AUGUCUCGAAAAGUCUUCAUAAAAGUGCACGGAACAAUAUAUGAAACGCUGAAUACCACAUUGCAGCGUUAUCCGUUCACUCGUCUCGGCUCGGAAUCAAAGCGCGUGGCAUUUCAAGAAGCUGGAAACAGCGAGAUUUUGACAGUAGACUGUAAAAGUUCUGCAUUUGACGCAAUUUUAUUCUAUUACCAGUCAUUUGGCAUCCUAAGACGUCCGAAUGAUGUGUCUAUGGACGAGUUUGUACAAGAAUGCCGAAGCCUUGAGAUUGAGGAGAACGAUAUUAAGAAGAUGCAGGAGCAAGAAGGAUUUUUGUAUGAGAAAACAAAUAUUGGUUUUGAAAAUGUUCGUUGCAAAUUAUUGUACGAUCUUUGGAGAUUUUUGGAAGUUCCCGAGUCUUCGGUUGUAGCAAGCCUCUUCGCAGUGUUCAGUUGCGCCAUGAUCGCUAUUUUAACAUGCCUUACAUGUAUUCAAACACUGCCAUCGACAAAAGAGACUCGAAUGCUUGCAUUUUAUAAAAAUCCCUUGCUCUUAUUUGAGCUCGGUUUGAACUUAUUCUUCGGAGUCGAGUUUACCUUGCGACUGAUAGCGUCGCCAAAGAAGCUCGAGUUUAUCAAAUCAGUUUCUAACAUUGUUGAUUUCCUUGCGGUCUUCCCAUAUUUCAUAGCACUGAUUAUUGACGUCGAAAACAUUGGGUCAGUGCAAUUUUUACGCGUUGUCAGAACGGUGCGAAUCUUGAGACUGAUACGACUCACAAAACAUUCAAAGACAUUGGACAUUGCGGUACGCAUAAUGGGGAACUGCCUUGGUGACCUGCUGACAAUGGUAUCGAUCAUCUUUAUUUCCUGUUUCGUCUGUGGAGCGCUCGAGUAUAACGCAGAGAUGAAUGUGCCGGGAACAAAGUUUACGAGCAUUCCCGCAUCAAUCUGGUGGGCCGCCCAGACAGUCAUUCCAGUCGGUUAUGGUGACAUAGUGCCGCAAAGCAUGACGGGAAAAAUUGUCGGAGGGAUAGUUGUGGUGCUAUCAGCGUUGACUUUCACUCUGCCUUUGUUGUUCCUCGGCGGAAAGUUCUUGAAGUUCUAUGCUAAAAACUUCGGUGUCACGAUUAUGAGCGACUUUAGGCCAAGACAAAAAUCCUCGUAA
Molecule: messenger RNA, 1140 nt
Organism: Rhopilema esculentum
Lineage: Eukaryota; Metazoa; Cnidaria; Scyphozoa; Rhizostomeae; Rhizostomatidae
Product: shaker-related potassium channel tsha2
Biological process (GO): protein homooligomerization; action potential; potassium ion transmembrane transport
Cellular component (GO): voltage-gated potassium channel complex; membrane
Molecular function (GO): delayed rectifier potassium channel activity
Source: RefSeq, a predicted model, not a curated record